Amoebophrya sp. A120 is the source of this 791-nucleotide messenger RNA. The record is from the annotation of a GenBank genome assembly. Lineage: Eukaryota; Dinophyceae; Syndiniales; Amoebophryaceae.
UGCGAUUCGGAAGGGGGCAGCGUGCUCCUCUUCGAACUCCAAGUCGUCCGUCGGUCCGGCGGCGCGGUCGGACUGUUGCUCGAGCGCGCGCAUGGCGCCAAGUCGGCUGCGGGGCGAACUUUUUUCCCAUUGGGCCGCUGCCGUUUCCGUUUCUUUGUUUCUUGGCCCCGCGCCCUGGCGCUGUUCGCAGCGCUUUCCUUUUCCGGGUGUGCCCGCUCUUCGUUGUCGUGGGUCGGGCCGGCCCGCCUGGCCGUACGCAGGCAGCGCCAGCGGGGAGCCCCGGCCCCGGCCCCGCGCCCGCCCCUCCCCUUGCUUCGUCUUGGGGGGCGCCCCUCCUGCAUCCAUGUGUGGUUUGCGCAGGGGAAGGGGUUCGCUACCGCCCGGCCGCGCGCCCCGGGCGCCGCUUCGUCCCACUGAUGUGUGCCCGCCGGGGUGGGCAGGCUCAUUCAUUGCCCUCCCCGAUUGUGUGGCCGGGGGAGAGUUUUCCCAGCCUCGUUUUGGGUCUUGGGGCGCGGGCCGCCCGCGCACGCCAGAAUCUAUCGGAGCGCCAGGCGGGUCAGCGAAAGAACAGGCGGCCGCCGGCCCGCAACCUUCCUUCGCCUUCCUUCCUUGCCGCCGCCCGCCCGCGGCGACCCGCUGGCCUCGUAACUAAGAACGCUUCGCGCGUGUGGUGCCUUUUGCCCGGGGGCCGGCUUCGUGUGCUUUCAUUUUUUAGUCCUUCGCAAGGAAGGGCUACGAGCGUAGCCACCAACGCCCAACUAGGCACGGCGCCGAUGCUGACCAGAAAGUAG